AUGUCAGAAAGUAAAAACAUCAACAUUAAUCCUGAUCAGGAUAAAAAGAUCGAAGUUUCUGAUCCCAAUAUAGCAGCGCUAAGUGAAGUGUCCAGCGUUGCAGGAAGUGUUAAACAAAAUAAGCAUGCAACAUCCUCAGAAAGGCAAAUGAAAUUUAAAAGAGCUCAGAAAUGCCUCGAAAAUGCAGCUCUUGUAUCUAAAAGGAUUAAAGAACACCGAAAAGCUACUGCAGAGCUUCUUGGCCGUCCUUUUGAGGAUGAUAUUGGAGAUACCGCUUCAGAAAUAGCAACCACUAUAAGUGAGAGAACUGGCUACUCUGUUGCAACUGAUACAUCUACUACAUUAUCUGUCCAAGAUGCAUUAAACAUUCCUGGGAUAAGUGAAAGCUUGGCAAAUACUUUAAAACAAAAAGAACUUUUGAUGGAAAGAAUUAAGCAAUAUAAAGAAAUAAGUAAGAGACCUAUGAAAAAAACAGUACAAACACCUAAAAAAGAAUCAAUUAGUGAAACAAUUGACUUGAAAAAGGGUUCUGAAAAUAUUGAUAUAACUAAAUUGAUGAAUACAAUUAAGGAAAAAGAAAAUAAUCUAAGUGUAAUGCAAGUUAAAAUGAGAGCAAUGGAAACUACAAUUUUGGAUUUACAAGAAAAAAAUAAUGAAAAGGACCAGAUAAUAGAGGCUAAAAAUAGAGCUACUACAUUAAUGUCAGAUAGUUUGAGUAAAAAGGAAAAAGAUACUCUAGAUUUACUAGAAGAUACUAAAGAGCAGAUGAUAAAAAUGCAAACUAAUUUUAUAACUAUGGAAACAGAAUGGAAACAGGAAAAGCAAAAAUUAAUUUAUGAAAUUGAAGAAAAAAAUGACAAAAUUAGGAGUCUUGAAGAAGCUAAUACUAUUUUAGAAAAUUCAAGAUUUGAAAUAACUAUAGCUCAUUCAAAAUUAGCAGAAGAACUUGAUUUAAAAACAAAGGAGGUUAUGGAAUUACAAGAGAAAAUUAGUCAACUCUCUGAUAAUAGCACCCAACUAACAAUUGAAGAGAAACCAGUAGAAGAAGAAAAGGGAUCAAUUGAAAUAUGUAAUAUGGAGGAACUGUCUAAAAAGAUUGAGUUAUUGGAACAAAUUAAUUUUGAAAUAAGGCAGACCAACAAGGAGCUGGAAAAUCAAUUAACUGCUAUGAAUCAAGAAACAAAACCUAGUGUAUCUCCAAACAAGCGAGGAAGUCCAUUACCAGCAAGAAAAACAGGUAGAGGUUCAAAAAUGAAAUCUCCUUGGAGUCAUUUAUCAUCAGAAUCAUUACAAGAAACAGGGAAGGGAAAAUCUGAAAAGCCUAAGCCAGAUAUGAUGCUACAAUCUUUAAAUAAAGAAAUAUUACAAAAGGAAUAUAUGUUAGCUCAAAAAGACACAUUAAUUAUGGAACUUCAGUCUACUAUUGAUAAAAAAGAGGCCACUAUUAGUGAAUUAGAACUGUUGCUUAAAACUUCAAAACAAAUUGUAGAAACAAGUGAUAUGGCGAUAGCUGUUGAUUUACAAACAUCUUUAAAAGAUACUGACUCUACGAGAGAUACAGCUACAAAAAUAAGUGUUGAGGAGUUAGAAGAAAAAUUAAAGUUAGCUCAAGAUCAAAUAGUGGCGCUUAAUGAAGAGAUAGAGGCAUCUAAUAAGAAUAUGAUUAAAGUAAAGUCUAAUUUUAAAAUAAAAUUGAAACAAAUGCAAAAAACUAUUGAAAAUUUCAGUAAAGUGUCUGAUGCUAAUGCAGAAAUAGUUAAAUUAAACGAGGAACUACAUCAGCUCACACAAAAAGUGGCAGAAUUAGAAGAAGAGAAAGGUAAUCUUCAGCUGCAUUUGGUUGAUUAUGACGGUGGAAGAUUAACAGAAUCUGAAGUGUACAAAAAACUAGUGGAAAUGGAGAACUUGUCAGAGACGAGAUUGAAAUCAAUAACUUUACUUGAAACACAGAAAUUUGACUUAGUUCAAGAACUACAUAGUUUACAACAGAAAAAUUUGGAGAUGGAAGACAAACUAGCGGAUAUAUCUUCAUUGCAAAAUGAACAAGUUUGUUCAGAAAUGAAAUCAGUACAACUAGAAGAGCAAAUUGAUAAAUUACAAGCUUCCAAACAAGAACUUGAACUUAUAAUAGAUAACCUAAAACUUGAUAGAGAGCAAUUAAAUGGUACUAUCAAAAUUCUUCAAGAAGAAAAAGAAGAAUUACUUCAAAAAUUAGAUAACUAUAUUCAAGAAAAUAUUGAACUUACUGAUAAGUUAGAAAAAUUGAGUGCUGAGAAAGUAAGCUCCGCUGAAUCAAUAGAAAUUGUUGAAUCAUUAACAACACAAGAAAAGCUAGAAUUAGAAGAAUAUAAUAAAUCACUUCAAACUGAGAAGAAAACUGAAGAUUCUCAUCCCGAUUAUAGUAAUCAAAGUGAGAAACAUGAGAUUCAAAAAGAAAAGUUAAUUGAAGAAGCUAUUGAAUUAAAAAAGAAAAUAGAUCUAUUUUCAUGCGAAAGACAAGAAGUAAUGGAGAAGAUGAAUAAAUUGUCUUUGGAGAAUGAAUCGCUAAAUGAAAAUUUACAGGAAUUGACUGAUCAAUGCAAUAAUUUAAAAACUACUAUUGAACAGCUAAAUCUUGAGAAAGCAAAACUUAUAUCUCUUAAUGACGAUCUCAAUCAUCAAAUAGAAGAAUUGAAACAUGAAAGGAGUGAAAUAUUGAAAGAAACUGCGGAUGCAAUUAAACCUUCAAAUACAGAAGAUACUACAGAUGGAAUGAUGACAGAAUCAGUACACCAUGACGAUAAAUCAGCUGGUGAUAAAGGAACUAGCAGAACAAAAUCAGUAAAACAAUUAACGAAAGAAAUACUUAAACUUAAGAAUACAAUUAAAGAAAGAGAGGACGAAAUAGCUGAUUGCCAAAUGAAGAUUUUGUCUCUCGAAGAACAGCAAGACAAACAAAAGGAAUCAUUAGUAAGCAAUGCAUCAAAUGAAAAAUUAAUUAAAAAACUAACAGAUGAGAAUGACCAACUGAGGAAAGAAAUCGAUACAAUAACUAACGAAAAUAAGGCAGGACACGAUUUACAUAUUAAUCAAGCAGAGUUGUUGCAAGCUGAGAUACAAAAAGUGCAUCAAGAGUAUACUUCCGCAAUAAAUGCGCGAGAUACGAGAAUUCACGAAUUGGAAAAUAUAUUGUUAGAAUACGAAAAACAGGUUAUCAAUUACAGCAAUACUUUGCAGCAAAAGGACAAAGAGUUAUCAGAAUACAUAAAUCAAAUAACUAAACUGAAUGAUGUGUCACAGAAACUCAAGUCAACUGUAGAUUUACUUGAAGAAGAAAAGGCAAAGGAUCAAAACAAUGAAUUGAUAAAGUCAUUAAAUAAGCAAAUAGCAUUUUAUCAAAGUACAUUGUCUGAUUAUGAAGAAAAAUUCAGAGCGGUGGAAGAAGAAAAAGCUCAAUUAAUGACUGUUAAAUCAAAAUUAGAAAAUAAAAAUAGCAGUCUUGAGGCAGAAUUAAAGAAAUUGCAUGAAACAUUUGCAGAAAAACAAGAUGUUAUUAAAGAAUUACAAUCUCAACAACAAAAACAACAGGAAGAGCUGUCAUCAGUUGUUUUACAAGCUAAGGAACGUGACGAAGAAAUACACGAAAUUAAAUUACAAUUGAGAAAAGAAUCAAUAGAUAAUGAGAAACUACACAAUAUUGUUGUUCAAAAGAGCAGUGAAUUUAAUGAACUUACAAAGCUUUAUGAAGAUGCUAAGGAAAAGCUGAGUUCAAUUUCUGUCGACAAAAAUUUUCAAAACGAACAGUAUACGGCGAUGGAAAAUAAAAAUAAAGAAUUAAUGGAGAAGUUGAAAAAGUUCGCACUUAAUAUCAAGAAAAAGACUGCCAUGUAUACUGAAUUAGAAAAUCAAUAUCAUGAAAUUCAAAAACAACUUGAAUACAAAAAUGAGCAAUAUGAUCAACUUUUGAUACAAGUAGAAACAAUACCGGCUUUGCAGGAAAAGUUAAAGCAUGCGGAAGAAGAAUUUAACCGAUUGCAAUCUCAAAAAUUGAUAAUUGAGCAGAAAUCCCAAGAAAUUUUACAUUUACAAUCAGAAAUCGAAACAUUACAUAGCCAAAUUACUAUUAAUGCUGAUACAAUUAAAAAACUAAAUGAAUCCAUGGAUUCACUUAACAAAGAUGUAUAUUUCGCUCGUGAUGAAAAUGUCACUCUUAAAAAUCAAAUUGAGACUUUAAAUAAGAAAAUCGUUGAGUAUGAAAUUGAGCAAAAAAAUAAUGCUAAUAUUUUAACAAAAAUAUCGUGCUUGGAGAGUGAUUUAAAUCAAAAAAAUGAUCAAAUUAUAGAACUAACUAACCAAAUAGAAAUUCAAAAUGAAAGAUUGAGUCAAGUUCAGUUUGGUCAUGACGCAAAAGUACAAGAACGUGACAUGUACAUAGAAAGCUUGCAGUCUGAAAUUGAUAAAUAUAAAAAUAGGAUAUAUCGCCUCCAAGAAAGUAUAUCUGCAAUGGAAAAUAGUCGCCGGAGUUUGGAACAAAAAACUGAUGAUUUAGAUACGCAAUUACAUGAAAAACAAAAAGCGUACAAUGAAUAUACAGAUCAAGAAGAUGAAUUAGUAAAUAGACUUGCAGUCCUUAUUGACAUAGACAGAGUCGCUGAAAAACAAUUACAUGAAAUUGAGAGUGAAAAUAAAGAAUUACGUUUUAAAGUUCAAAAUCUGAACGAAGAAAUUCAAAAAAUUCAAAAAUCGUGCUUUGACUUACAAAACAAGUGUAACUUAUUGGAAGAUAAAGCUAAAAAAGCAGAUACAGCUGAAUCUGAAAUAAUUACGUAUCAAAAUAAUAUCCGAGAUUUAGAAGCUGACUUAAAACGUGUUACUCAUGACCAUAGUACACUUGUUGCCCAAAAGAAAAAGGAUAUCGAAGAGUUGGAGUUAGAAUUUAACAUGCAAAUUGAAAAUGAUUUUAAAGAAAAGAAAAUUCUAAGUGAGAAGUAUGAAAAAAUUAAUGAACAUGUAUCACAGUUGGAGUUGAAAUUGAAUGAAUAUAGAAACACAAUUGAAAGCCUUAAUGUAAACCUCAGCGAACUAGUUGCAGAAAAUCAAAUGUUAGUUAAAAAUAAAACAAACAAUAUUCAAAAAGAAACCUCAGAUUAUACAGAGCAGUACAUAAGUGAAAUAAAUAAGUUAAACGCCAUACUUAAUUCUAAAAAUCAAGAAAUUUUAGUACUUACUGAUAAAAUACAAAAACUACAAGAAAACAAUUUAAGUAAUAUGGCCCAAUUGGAUAGUAAGAAUUCAAAUUUAACAGAAGAACUCCAAAGUACAUCUCAAAAAAUUAACAAUUUAUUAGAGGAAUUAGAUAUUUUAAAACGACAAAACGAACAUUUACAAACUGUAAUAAAUCAAAAAGAUGAACAAAUACGGCAAAUCACAGAAAAUACGAAACUAGUUUUUGAAAUGAAUAUACCAAAAACCGAAGGAAUGACAAUUUCAUCUACAAUAGAGGCUAUGAAUGAGGAGCCAAAACCUUUUGAUAUAUCAUAUCUUCAAUCACAAAUUAUUUCUGAUACAAAACCUGCUACUGUAGAACCUCUGCCACACGUGGCAAAAACUGUACCUGAUGCGAAGAUGAAACAAUCUCCUCAUGUCAUAUCAUCUACAGGUGUAAUAGAAGAAACUAUUGUACCGAAAAAAUCAUAUAUAUGCUAUACUAAGGAAGAAGAAGAAAAAAGCGAACUUGAUCCUUUCAAUUCUGAUGAAGGAUGGGGGCUUGGAGCUAGUGAAGAACCUGAAGAAGUAAUACCAGGUUUUGCUAAUUUAAAUCAACAAAUUCAGCAACUUAAUGAUGCUAAUCAAAAGCUAAAGUCGGAACUAGAUACUACAAACGCGAAAUUGUUAAAAGCAUUAAAGAAACUUAAAGAAUUAAAAGUGACCAAUGAUAUGCUUUCGAAUGAACUACAAUUAACUAAACAGAUUUCACAGUCAUCAAUGUUGGAUAUGGCAAUAGAAAGUGAAUUAUCGAAUAACGUGGAAGUUUUAGAGAAAAAAAUACAAGAGCUAAACGCAGACUUAAGUAAGGAAAAACGAGAAAAGGAAUAUUUGAAGAAACAAAAUGAAGUAUUUAAGAAUGCUAAUGAUAGAUUGACGGAAAUGAAAGAAAAAAUGGAUAAUGAAUUACAAAUGUGGAAAUACAAUUUUAAGCAAGUAAAUGACAAAGUUUCAUCAUUACAGUGGGAUGGGGAAUUAAAAGAUACAACCGAUUACACUAACACGCGACCUAUAUCGACACACACCAGAGUAGAUAAUUCAGAAGUACAGGAAGAGAUGAUUAAGUUAGAGAAAGAAAAUGAUGAGUUACAAAACACGAUUGACAAUAUGAUCGUUCAGAAUAAAGAGUUAUCUGUGCAACUUGAACAAUUUAAAAGCGAAUUAAGUAAUCUAAAACAACAACUACAACAACGCCAAGAGUCAUGUGAUAAUUGCAAAAAUGUAAAUGUUCAAAUUCAGGAGAUAACAAAACAAAAAGAACAACUUCAAAUGGAAAUAAACGCUCUUAAACAGCAGCUAGAACAAAAAGUUUGUGAAAAUUGUGAGGUGAUAAAGCGACAAUUACACGAAACGUUGAAAAGGUUUUCAGAUUUAGAGGAAAGUCAUAAAAUACUUAAUGAGAACAAAAAUCAGCUUGAAACACGCCAUGGUGAAUUAAUAUUAGAGAUCGAGAAUUUACAACGGAAUAUACAAGAUAACGAAUUUUUAUAUAAAACAAAUGAAAACGAUCUAGUACAGAAAAAUAAUGAACUAUUACAAGAAAUUGAGUGUUUAAAAAUUGUUGAAAGUGAAGCAAAUAUUAAAAUUUUGUCACUUAAUAAUGAAUUGGAAAACAUUCAACUGGAAAUGACUAAGGAAAAGCAGAAAGUACAAAGUGAACAUGAUAUAAAUGCAGUAGCAUUGGCAGAAAAAUGCCAUAGUAUGGAAGAACAUUGUUUGAAUUUAAAAAACAAUUUAGACGAUGCGCAUAAAAAAAUCUAUGUACUAGAAGAGCAAAACAAACAAAGCUCAGAAAAUAUCACGGAAUAUGAGAAACAAAUACAUGACUUGAAUAUUAAAUUACAAAAUCUAAAUACAGAAAAUGAUCAACUUUUAUCCACAGUAACUGAAUUGCGAUCUUCAGUAUCAAGUGCUAUGGACCAAAGAGGUUUUGAAAUAGCAGAAUUGUGGAAGCAACAUUUAGCUCAAAGAGAAUCUGAAUUUCAACAAACGGAACAGGAUCUUAGAAGUCAAUUAAACGCAUCCGAAGCUAAAUAUGAACAGCUUCUAGAAAAAGUACAGUCAUCUAAUCAAGAAGAAACAAACAAAAUUAUUUUAGCUGAGCAAAUAAGCUCUUUACAAAAUAAAUUACAAGAAAAAGAAGAGCAUUUAACAAGUCUUAAAGAUAAAUAUGCUGAAGUAAUUAACCAACUGGAUAUCCUUCGUUCUGAAAUGGAAGACGAAAAAAUUAUACAUGAAAACAAAAUCUUCGAACACCAGGAGGAAUAUGAAAAAAUAAUCCAAGAACUAAACAAAAAUAAUCAAGAACAAUGUGAUCAAAUUGAAAGUAAAAUGAAGAAUCUUCAAAUAGAAUUAGAAGCAACUAAAUCUGUUAAUUCAACAUUAAGCCAGGAAAUUGAAGAUCUACGUAACAACUAUGAAAAUAAAAUAUCAGAUUUAGUAAAACAACUACAAGUUAAAGAUAGUGAAAUAUUUCAGAAGACUCAUGACUUUACAAUUACGCUAACGCAAAGAAAUGAUGAAUUUGAAAAUGUAAGAAAGCAGUUAAUAGAAUAUGAAAAAAGAAUUGAGGAUUUAACGUAUGAAAAAGAAUCCGAAUUAGCUAUCCUAAGGUUAAAAAUGCAUGAACACACAGACGGAUUUGAUAAGAAACUGAAGGAAAUGGAAGAUGAAAAGAAUAAUCUUUCUGAAUCGCUAAAAGAGAAAAUAAUCGAAUGUACAAACUUGAAUAAGCAGAUAAGUGACUUAAAUAAAGUGUUAGAAGAAUAUGCGAAUAGAGCAACAGAGACACAAAUGGUUCUAGAAAGCCAAGAACUUGAAAUAGUUACUUUAAAAGACGAAGUGUCUAGCUUAAAAGAUUCUUUGAGGGCUGCCAGUAGUAGGAUAGAAAAACAUGUAACAUUUGCUUCCGGAACUAAACCAGGACCGGAUGGAGGAGAAUAUGCACCGAGUGGACUCGAUAAAGAAUUGCUGGAUGCAGUGCCGCGAGCAGAACUAGACUUAGCUUUGUAUAUGUUGCACCAAAGAGAUGUUCGAUGUGAAGAACUUACGAUGGAAUUGACGCAGUUGCUUGAAGAAAGAGAUACGCUACAGAUUCGUUUGUCUGAUAGUUUACGUUCGUUUGAAGAUUUGAAAUCACGUUGUAAUUCUGCAGGACUAGAUACUUCGAUUGGUUCAAGUAAAGAUGGAAUUUCAGAGUUGGCCAGUUUCAGUAUCGAAAAAGAAAAUCAAUUUGUCGAUACACAUAAAGCGCAUACGUCGCGAAGUAGCAGUAUAAGCGAUCCUGACGCCGAUAAACCAAAGUUGCAAGCCAAGUUAUCAGAAUUGCGCAGUGUAAAACAUAGCCGCGAUGUACGAUUGAGGAACGAAAGCGAGCAGCGACAACUCGGCAUGCGUCUCUUGCAUCGCGACGUAGCUAACCUGCCACCCGAAGCAGUCGAACAACUCACUCAAGCGCACCACACACUUUCACGAGACACACAAAGCACUCCAACUGUUCUUCUAAACUGGCUUCGCGGGAAGAGCACACCAAAAGUAGUGCAUAUG
Messenger RNA from Brenthis ino (lesser marbled fritillary), 8790 nucleotides. The record is from the annotation of a GenBank genome assembly. Lineage: Eukaryota; Metazoa; Arthropoda; Insecta; Lepidoptera; Nymphalidae.